CAAGGUGACAAACAUGACAGACACUGUGUCCUAAAAUAGGGGAUUUAUUAAGAAGCAUUUGGCAAUUCAAGAGCCUGAUACAACGAUCUUGGACUUUGUGACCUUUACCCCAGUAACCCAAAAGAGGAGUUGUUCGACGAGACCUGGCAACCCUGCACAAAGACAAUAACAUGGCUUUUCUGCUGCGCCGCUGCUCUAAACUCUCACUGAGAAACGCGUUCAUGAAAACCCACUCGGACUCUGCAGCUCGUCUCCGGAUUCUGCCGAGCACCAGCUGCAUGUUUGACGAAGCUGUUGAGAUAAAACUGAGCGGUUUGACUCCUCAGCAACAUGUGCAGUUACAGUCCAACCUCCGGGACGACAAAGGCGUUGUUUUCAAAGCUACGGCCACAUAUCAGGCGGACGAGAAAGGAGAGGUUGACGUGAGCCGUCAUCCCUCACUGGGGGGAACCUACACAGGUGUUGAACCGAUGGGUUUGUUUUGGUCGAUGCGGCCAGACGUGCCACACAGUAAAGUGGUGAAGAGAGACGCGUCGAGCCCCGUUCACUAUCACAUCGAGGCUUCCAGUGGAGGAGAAGUCCUCGCUAAGGAGACCAACGAAAGGCACUUCACGUGCCCGGGAGUCCGAAGAGCUCCUGUGAGAGAAGGCAGGAUACGAGGAACCCUUUUCACACCACCUGGAGAAGGCACGUUCCCUGGAAUUAUAGAUUUAUAUACUUUGGGUGGUGGUAUAUGUGAGCCGCGAGCAGCUCUCCUGGCAAGUGAAGGGUUUGUGGUGCUGGCCUUGGCUUACUAUGGUUACCAGGACUUGCCCAAAAAAGUUAAGAAGUUUGAUCUGAAGUACUUUGAAGAAGCAAUAGCGUUCCUGCAAAGGCUACCUGAGGUACAAAGAAAUGGAAUAGGCGUACUGUCACUCUCAAAGGGUGCAGAACUAGCUCUAUCAAUGGCAUCAUUCCUGGCUAAUAUUAGUGCCAUCGUCUGUAUCAACGGCUGCAACGCCAACGUCUUGAUCCCGCUCCACUACAAAGACAUGGUCAUCCCACCUCUUACAUUUAGUGCUAAAAACCUAGAUACAACUAAACCAGGUAUCCUGGAUGUCAGAGAUGUUCUAGAUGAUCCCAUGGCAAAGGAGAACCUUGCCACUGUCAUACCGAUUGAGCGUGCCAGCUGCAGAUUACUGUUCGUAGUGUCAGAAGAUGACAGAAACUGGAACAGUGCCUAUUACGCAGAGCAAGCUUGCAAUAGACUCAAGGAACAUGGAAGAACAAACUAUGAAGUGGUGAGCUAUCCAAAAGCAGGGCACUUUUUGGAAGUUCCUUACAUGCCCCAUCAUCCGUCUGGGAUCCACCCUGCUGUGGGUAAAGAGGUUGCUUUUGGUGGAGAGCCGAAAGUCCAUGCAGAUGCACAAGUUGAUGCAUGGAGAAGAGUGCAGGAAUUUUUCAGAAAACACUUACAGGGUCUCAGUGGUCCUCUUAAAUCAUCACUUUAGCCAGGGCAGGAGCUGAAGAAGGAGGAAGCUUGCAGAAGAAAAAUCUGAUUUCCUUAAAAGUGAACGAGUUAAAAUUUAAGACCUGUAGUGUUUCUAGUGGUUAAAUAGGUGAGCUUUAGCAACACUGUCCUACCUCCUAAUUUUUACCAGUGAGAUAAGCUGUUUAUUAAGGAUGCUGCCUUACUUUAUAUUUUGAUAUAAAGUAAGGAUGCUAGCAUCGCCUUAGAGAAGAUCAAAAUACUUAAUACAACCUACUUCUCAAUAGAGCACACUAAGUAUGUUUCAUUUCAUAUCUGAAACAAUUUCACAAGAUAGUUAAGAUAAUCAUUAAGAGAGGGCUACAAUUCUGGCCCCGCUGCAAAAUAUUAAGUUAUUCUAUUUGAUAAAUUGUAAUGACAAACGAUUAUAUUUCACUUACUCAGGGAGACUUUUUGUCUAAUCAUGUUAUCCACAUGCUCUCCAAAUACUUACUUGUGCAGCACUGGCUUUUGGCCAGAGCAAGCUCCCAUGUCUCAUUUAUCCUGGGAAAUAGUGUACAAACCUGUAUGCACUUGGCACUCAGUUAAUACCAACUUGCUGGGUGAGAAUAGUCAAGAGUGUCUCUGCUGCCCUGCUUUUAAGCUAUUAGGGUAGAAUGAAUAAGUUUGAAUAAGAAGUUAUUCGUUGGCUGUUGUUGACAGGAUGUUAUGCAAAUGAUGAUUGCUAUCAGUAACAACGUAGUGCUAGCUCACUAAGCUAAGAAAAAAAUUAUGAAUUAAAAAAUUAUUUGGAAUGUAUUUUAAUCAAAGAAUCUAUUUGAUCUGAUAAAAAAAAACAGUUGCUCACCACAUGGGGUCUUUUUUUCAGGUUGAAGGAAAAAAAUUGCAGUGUAGUUGAAAACAAUGUUGUAAUAGUGCAUAUGAUUUGUAGAGAAAUUCGGUAUUUCAGAUGUAGGACCUUUAUAACAGCUGUGCCACAGCUUGCUGGACAUUUGAAAGAGCAUCCUGAGUGACAGAGUUAUCAUGCCUUAUCAUUCCAGUCCACAAAUAUUUUUCUGUACUUCUCCCGCAUCUUUUUCCAUUUUUAUUUCAGUUGGUUUUGCAUUUUCUCAAUUGUAAAAUUGGUUGAUGUAGUGUAGAGGGUAACAUCUCUGCCUUCUAUGCUGUAGAUUGGGGUUCAGUCCCCACCUUGGCAAACACCCUACACUAUACCAAUGAGUCCUUUGGCAAGACUCCUAACACUACCUCUGCCUACCUAUGUAAAAAUAAUCAAAUUGUAAGUCGCUCUGGAUAAGGGCGUAAGCCAAAUGGUGUAAAUGUAAAUGUAAAACACUUUGAAGGACUGCCAUUUGAAAGGUGCUGUAUAAAUAAAGUUGCCUUGCUCUACUGAAAAGUUUAAAAUGAGGUUUGACCAUAACCGCUGCUGUGAAUAAACUGUACAUAACACCUGCA
Pygocentrus nattereri (red-bellied piranha) is the source of this 2920-nucleotide messenger RNA. Its product is annotated as acyl-coenzyme A thioesterase 1-like. NCBI's taxonomy places the organism in Eukaryota, Metazoa, Chordata, Actinopteri, Characiformes, Serrasalmidae. Gene Ontology annotation, biological process: fatty acid metabolic process; acyl-CoA metabolic process. The coding region runs from base 171 to 1490 and encodes 439 amino acids. The record is from RefSeq and is a predicted model, not a curated record. Gene Ontology annotation, molecular function: fatty acyl-CoA hydrolase activity. The transcript is spliced from 3 exons.